Molecule: messenger RNA, 3111 nt
Organism: Thalassophryne amazonica
Lineage: Eukaryota; Metazoa; Chordata; Actinopteri; Batrachoidiformes; Batrachoididae
Product: connector enhancer of kinase suppressor of ras 3-like
Exons: 13
Coding region: 27-1799 (590 amino acids)
Biological process (GO): regulation of signal transduction
Cellular component (GO): cytoplasm; membrane
Molecular function (GO): protein binding
Source: RefSeq, a predicted model, not a curated record
GUCAUCAGACGUGCGGAGUUCAACGAAUGAACACAAACAGAGCGGACAAUGUGACGCGAAGGUUAUUUUUUUAUUACUAUUAUAAUAAUUCAUAUAACAUUUUUAAGACUACAUCGCCAAAAAUUUGGCCUUUUUCUUCACUCGGUAAAACUGUGGAAGAAGUUAUGGAGCCGAUAACGAAAUGGACGCCGAAACAAGUGGUGGCCUGGAUGAAAGGUCUGGAUGACAGCCUGCAGCACUACGUGAGCAACUUUGAGCGGGAGAAGAUCAGUGGGGAACAGUUGCUGAAGAUCACACAUCAGGACCUUGAGGACCUCGGGGUAGCAAGGAUUGGACACCAGGAACUGAUCCUGGAGGCUGUGGAUCUGCUGUGUGCUCUGAACUACGGCGUGGAGACCGAUAACCUGAAGAACCUGGUUGUUCGGAUGAGAGCUGCCACCAACAGUCUGCACAUGUCCACGUGUGACCGCAGGAAGAGCCCCGUGUACGAGGGCACCGCCUCACGCAAACCACCCAAUGACUUCCUGACCUCAGUUGUGGAGCUGAUUGGUUCUGCAAAAAGCCUCCUGGCUUGGCUUGACAGGACGCCUCUGACGGGCAUCAGCGACUUCACUGCUACCAAGAACAAGAUCAUCCAGCUGUGCCUGGACCUCACCACCACCGUCCAACAGGACUGCAGUGUUUACGAGAUGGAAGAAAAGAUUCUGGAAGUUUCGAAGAUCCUGAACAGCAUCUGUGAUCAGACUGUGAGAACCACCUCAGACCCCCUGAUGAGCCAGUCGGCCUGCUUGGAGGAAGUCCACCUGAGCGACAUCAAACCAGGGGAGGGCCUGGGUAUGUACAUCAAAAGUACCUACGAUGGGCUGCACGUCAUCACCGGAACCACAGAACAUUCACCUGCAGACCUGACCAGGAAGAUCCACGCUGGAGACGAGGUGAUCCAGGUCAACCAGCAGACGGUGGUGGGCUGGCUGCUAAAGCACUUGGUUGUCAAACUGAGGGAGGAUCCCAAAGGUGUGGUCCUGCUCCUGAAGAAGAGGCCCACAGGUACGACGGGCUUCACCCCCGCCCCGCUCAAAAACAUGCGCUGGAAGCCGCCAGUAACACAGAACAACACCUCACUGGUCAGAACUCAGUCCCCCUGCAGCUCAGCUAACGGAUCAACCAAGAAGGAGAAGACGGCCGCGUUGGACUUGUACAUCCCUCCUCCUCCUCAACAGCCGUACACGCCACGGGAGGUGAGAGCUGAUUCCAUCUCCAGCGUCAGCAAAAGACCAAAGGGCUCCGAGUCACCCAACUCCUUCCUGGACCAGGAGAACAGAAAACGCAGCACCAUCGGAGAUUAUGACAAGAUAAGCGUUGGCUGUCCAAUUGAGGCCAGAGUCAUCCAGCCCCGAAUGAGGGAGCCCAAACCUUCCCGUGGUAAAGCGCGGCCUCUGUCCAUGCCAGCGGAUACCUGUGGCGCUGUGGUCGACCCCUACGCUAAACCCUGGACACAGGGAAGGAAAGGUGAAGAUCUUAUCUACAGAUACCUGAGCAAUGAGCGGAUUCCCACCAUUGCUGAAGAAGCCACCUCAGUGUCUCCGCCCUACAGGCCCACAGGGGAGCGACACCUCAUCAGAGUGGACCAUGUCCGCGGCACUCGCUACUACUCCAACUCAGAACUCCACAACAGCGCCACCAUCCCCUACCAGGAGGACCCGAAAAAUGCCUCCGUAGCCCACGUGACCAAACGUACAUCGGCAGAACGUUCACUACUGGUCAGUUGGAUCACGCGGCUUAAGCUCUUGACUCAGUGAUGAUGCGCUUCAUGUUGGGGGCUUCCUGGUCCUGUGUUGUGUCCUUCCUCAGUGCCUUUGAAUUUAAUGUCCAGCUGUUUUGUGGGGCAGCUAUGGUGGUCUUUCUCACACUCCUCUCUCCCCAACCUCCAUAUUUCCCUGGUGUUGCUACUACUACUACCAACUACUACUCCUCAACCAGAUUUGCUUUUGUAGUACUCACUACAUCACACCAUCCUUUAACACUGCCAACAAUCUUCUUCGUCUCUGACUACAAGUCUCAGGAUCAAGAGAAUCCAGUAUGCUCAGCUUUAGGACUCUUUGAGCUUGUGUGUUGUCUCUGGACCCAUGUGGACAUGUUAACGUAUCAGGUGCUGGAACAUUAUUUAAUAUGCAAGUCACUGCAACGGUCUGAAUACCUGAUCUGACUUCUGGCUGUAUGUUUAAUUUGAUUUUCUUUGCAUAAAUAUGUCCUAAAAUAAAAGAAUACAUCGUCAGCAUAUACCUUUAUUGUUAAUACCGAGUCACACAAGGGAUUCUCAAAGUGAAUUUCAUCUAUGAAGUUGACAGAAGUGGCAUGGACUGGAAGCUUUGUGACAUCACGCAAUCAUAUGUGACUAGCUUACGUUAUACUUUCAAAAUCAAGCUUGUGGCUGAAGUUGUUAACUGGGUCAGAGCCCAACAUUAUGUGAUGAACAUGGAUUUGGUUUUGGUUACAAAGAGAGAUGCUAACUACUCAAGCUAACUGGCUUAGCCCAAUCACUGCAUGGCUCACUAGUCCAGCUAGCAUGGGUAAUUAGCACUGCUGUUUGCAGCCAAAACCAAAUACAUGUUCAUCACAUAGUUUUUGGCUCCAACCCAGUUACCUGUGGGUCUAACUUUGUAACAAGUUUGAUCUUAGAGGUGUAAUGUUAGCAAGCUAACUACCUAAGCUAGCUGCUUUUGUGAGCCAUGUAGUGAUUGGGCUAGGCCAGGUAGCUUGCUGGCUAUUAUAGUUUACUUGUUAGCUAGCUUUGUCACAUUUUCAUACCAUGUUUUUUUGUUUGUUUGGUUGGUUGUUUUUUUUGGUUGUUUUUUGUUUAUUUGUUUUUGUUUGUUUUUUUGUGGUGACUUGGUUGCAUUACAUUGUGCCAUCGGUUGCCUUUCAUGAGAUUUCCGUUCUUUUCAGAAAGUGUUUAUAUUGGUUGGAAAAAAAUUGAAAAGUUCCCCCCUUGUUUUUAUUAAUGUCUUUACUUGUUCAAAGUUGUACACUGUUUGGUGCAGUGGAAAGUUAUAUUUUCUUUGACUUUAGUCAACAUUUUCCAAAUUAAGAGGUCUUUAUGUUAAAAAAAAA